CACUUUCUCCGAAGUGCGGAUCUCCCAAGCCAGACCUUGUUUGCGCUCCUCCAAGCGCACUGUAGUCUAGCUCGAUAUCCCAAGUUAUUGCUCUUCUCCUGCGAGUAUUUCUUUCAAUAGCUGCUAUUUGUAUAACACGCUCUGCGUAGCUCGAGCCUCGUUAUCUUAUCAAGAUGGAGCGCCGGACGUACACUGAGGACGAACAUGAUGUGGAUUUCAAUGACACGAGCGAGUUUGCCGCCAAAAGAUGGAAAGAUGCUACCAUUGCGAUUAAAUCAACAGUGUCAGGAGCCGACUACGAAAAGGCUUCUUUACCAAGAGACUGGCAAACCCUUCACACCUAUAUCCGAGACCAGAGCUUGGAUCUAAAAGCUGCCCCAAUCACCAGACGGCUCUUGAAUCACCUUCUUCCGUUUCCCAGAACUAUGAAUACUCUCCUUGGAAUAUUUACUCGAUCGAUUAUUCCAUAUGAAGCCGAUUUCAGACUACUCUGGGGAUUGCUUGAGCUCAAUAUCAAGUUGUCGUUGGUAUCAACUCCAAAGCUUAACAGAACUGUAUCGUGGAUGAAGAGAUUGCGCAGUGUUUUGGAGCUAUUCAACCGAUGUUUAGAUGUUUGCGAGGACAUGAACGAAGCUCGAUUGUCUAUGGCGGAUGUUCUAGAAUAUCUGCUUCAGCUAUUUGCCGAGUCUAGCAGACAUCUUCGGCAAUGCCCAACUGAUGCGGAAGCGGCAAGGGCUGCAAAAGAUCUUGAUAUAAGAGUCAACGAAAACCUAUCGGACAUGGAUGCCACGGUUAAGCAUCUUAAUGAUGUUACCUCAUACUCGAAAGCAAAUACUCAACGACAGGUCCAGAAUCUGGCGAACCGCCAUGCUCCUCAUGUCAUCCCAGAAGAAUAUGCCACAUUCCCCAUCAGAAUGAUACCAAGAGAAAGAAAUGAAGACUUCUAUGGCCGCAAGGAAGAAUUGGACCGCGUAAAUAACUAUCUGGACUACUCUUCAAACAAUCCCCCUCUGCGAACCUAUUCGAUCUAUGGACGACGUGGAGUCGGAAAGACCAACAUUGCACUGGAGUAUGCAUACAAAAACCCUGCGAACUUUGAUGCUAUCUUUUGGGUCCAAUGUGAAACCUCACUGUCGCUUCGCCAAAGUUUCACUGAUAUGGCUGUUAACUUGAACCUGCCGGGUGCGGAUAGAAAUGGACAUGACGAGGAGAAUCAAUUGGCCGUGUUAAAGUGGUUGAAGAUCACUAAGAAAAAGUGGCUUCUUAUUUUCGAUAAUGCUGAACGAGAGUCCAUUCUCAGGGGCUACUGGCCGCUUGGUGCGAAUGGUGCCAUUCUCAUUACCUCCCGAAAGUAUUACAACUUCAUGAAUGAUGCAUCACGCAAGGGCGACACAGUCAAACCUUUCAAUGAUAGACAAGGUUGGGAUCUGCUUAUGAAGUUGCUAGGUCCUGAGUGGCAAGAUCUAGACAGAAGAGGGUUGAUCCAAGGCACCGAAGAGUCAGCCGCGAAGGAACUCUUGAUGAAUUUAGGAGGGCUCGCACUCGCAAUUCAACAAGCAGCUCAGCUCAUCAAAAAGCCAAACAUUGCUGGCACAACAAUUGCGGGUUGUUUAGAGACAUUCAAGGAAAUCAAGCGAUCCCUUCCACCUAGACAGACUGCAGAUCGCUCCGACAUUAUCCAUUCGCUGGAUUCGUUGUGGGACAUGACAUUCAAGCAUUUGAGCCGCAAUGCUCGAGAUAUGCUGAGUGUGCUCUCACUGUUUUCACCUGACCGUAUACUUAUCGAUCUCUUCCUGCCAAAGAAUCAACGAGCUCUCGAUGGAAAGCUGAACUUCUGCAAGCAGCACCCCAAUCUUGUAGAUGAGAAAGCCCACGCACUAUCCAGUGUCAUUACUAUCCCACCACUUCUUCGUGCCGCAAUCGACGAGUUGGUAGAUUUCAAGUUGAUCACCGAAGAAGGCAGAGAAUUACGCGCGCAUCGUGUGGUACAAGAGGCCAUGAAUUAUCUCUCCUACCGAGAUUUACAGGAGUACUUUGACAGCGCAAGUUCUCUUGUUUAUGAAGCAUUUCCAAAGCAAGUAGCAGGUGAUUAUUUGUCCACCCAAUGGAGCGCAUGUCAGACAUAUAUCUCUCAUGGAGCACAUAUGAGUUUACAAUUCUCUACCUAUCGACGUGCUUCCUCGAAGUUGAAAGGAUCAAAAUGGUUUAUCAAACUUUUGGCAAAUUGUGCAUGGUAUUUAUAUGAGACUGGCAAUUACGAUAUCUGUUUACGUAUGGUCGAGACAGGCCAGCUGGCUUGUGGUAAUAACACGGAAACCAUGCAGUAUGCAGUAUUUUGUAACAUUGCGGGAUUGACGUACUAUGAGUUGAACAAGCUUGGAGAUUGCAGGAGAAAUCUUGAAGUAUUCUACCACUUGCAAGAGAAGCAUUUGGGAAGAGACGAUUUGGACCGAUCUAUUUCGCUCCAUAACAUGGGACUUUUGGAGGCAUCGUCUGACAAUCUGAUCGACUCCAUGGAUUAUUUCACAAAAGCAAUCCAUAUUCGACUCAAUGCCGGUGAUGCAGCUUCGAAUCUUCUUGCAAAUUCAUAUCUCUGCAAGUCUCGCGUCCACUUCUACAGGAAGGAAUACGAUGAGGCUUUCAGCUUGCUUGCAAAAUCCGAGGCACUGUACUUCCGAACUGCUGGAGACAAUGCGCAUUUCAUGGCUCACGUUCAUUACGCUUAUGGCAAUAUUGAGUUAGAUCAAAAGCGUUGGGCAUCUGCGAAACGGUCGUACGAGCAAUGCCUCAAAGUCUCGCUGCUCAAUUCUGCCGUCCAUCCAUUAACAGCAUCAGCGUACUACUCACUUGGCUGUGUUGAGUUCGAGCAGGGUAAUGUAGAUAAUGCGAAAGGCCAGCUGGAGAAGGCGAUGGCCAUUGCCACACUCCGAAGUCCCCACAGGGAUGACGGGUAUAUCGCGCGAAUUUUAUGGAAAUUGUCCAAGGUAUUGGAAAGCGAUGUUGUUGGUGCAUACCACCAACAAGCAAACGACAUGCGCAUCAGAGCUGAAGUGGCCAGGCGGGUUCUCACCGGAAAUGGAGAGGGAGGCAUCGUCAUUGCACUCGACGAGAAUGGAGAUCCAGAUAAUCAGGAGGAUGAGGACUCUUACGAUGCCUUGAUUCCCGGCUACUUUAGAUGAUUUGACAUUUCUUUGGGUCAUAUUUGGAUUUUUCUUCUUUAUUAUUUUGAGGUCAUAUAUCGUCAAGCGGGUACUCUCAACUACACAGAAUGAAAUAUCACAUUUGAAAUGUAUCCCGAAUGAAAUUUGACGUCG
This is a messenger RNA of Hyaloscypha bicolor E, 3314 nucleotides long. RefSeq lists its product as uncharacterized. The record is from RefSeq and is a predicted model, not a curated record. Gene Ontology annotation, molecular function: ADP binding; protein binding. The transcript is spliced from 15 exons. Bases 174 to 3179 code for a protein of 1001 amino acids. NCBI's taxonomy places the organism in Eukaryota, Fungi, Ascomycota, Leotiomycetes, Helotiales, Hyaloscyphaceae.